Messenger RNA from Monascus purpureus, 195 nucleotides. Lineage: Eukaryota; Fungi; Ascomycota; Eurotiomycetes; Eurotiales; Aspergillaceae. The record is from the annotation of a GenBank genome assembly.
AUGGCUUUGCUUCAAGCCGUAAUAGGCUUGCCGGUUCUGGUACUGGUGCUCGUCAUCGGUAAAACAUUCUACAGUGCCUUCCUACACCCUCUUAAGGUCAUACCCAGGACCAAAACUCUGGGCAGCCUCGAGGAUCCCCUUGAUCUACUGGAACACCAAGGCGCAAUUAUUCUACCGUGGUUUGCAUCUGCAUGA